Cinara cedri is the source of this 6793-nucleotide messenger RNA. The record is from the annotation of a GenBank genome assembly. NCBI's taxonomy places the organism in Eukaryota, Metazoa, Arthropoda, Insecta, Hemiptera, Aphididae.
UUGGGGUAUGCCAUUUACCAAGAUCCUAAGUCCCAAGGUUUUUUCCAUGUCGCGUUUGCUAGUGUGUUUUUUUUUUUUUGAUACAUCCUGGUAAGUUAGCCUGUUUAUAAUUGUUACAUCAGUUGUUGCGGUUGCUUCGUUUACUAGUGCGUCAGCUUUUUCGUUUCCCAUUAUGCCUGUGUGCGUCGGUACCCACAUGAAUUGGAUGGUUUUCUUAGACCUAGCUAGAAUGUUGUGUAUUUGUUGAAUCAUUUCAUUGGAGGGGUUUGGUGAUUCGAGGGCUAAGAGGGCGCUCAGGGAGUCGCUGAUAACUAGUAUUUUGUUGGAAGUCAUUGAGUUUGUUUAUGUUAGAGCCUCUUUGAUGGCUUGAGAUUCUGCGAUGAAUAUGCUAGCUUCAGGAGGGAGUUUGUAAAGCUUGCAUGAUGAGCUUGUUGUAUAGGCAAAUCCCACACCAUUGGCGUUUUUGGAAGUAUCGGUAUAUAUUUGGGUAUAGUCGUUAAAUUCAGAGUUUACAAUUUCGUUGAAGUUUGCUUUUAUUAGUGCAUGUAUUGUGUUGUGCUUGUUAAGUAGGAGAAGUUGAGUGUUUAUAUUGAUGUGUCUUUUCCAAAAGGGAAUGAUGUUAUAGGGAGACGAAGGUUCGAUAUCAAAUGUGAAGUUUUCGCAAAGUUUUCUGUAUGUAUCGAUGAUUUUGGUGUGCUGACAUGNUUUUGGAUGUUAUAUGGUGCUGUAAGGUUUUUUUUUUUUGAUAUGUAUUUAAGGAUUUCUCUGUUCUUUCUAAUUUGCAAAGGGGGUUCUCCUGCUAUGCAAAGAAUGCUAUUGACUGGGCUGGUACGAAAAGCACCGAUGGAGAGUCUGAUUCCCUCAUUGUGUAUGGGGUCGAUCGUAUUGGUGAUUUUUGGCUUUGCUGAAUUAUAUAUUAUGGAUCCAUAGUCGAUUUUGGAGAGUAUAAGCGAUUUAUAUAUGGUGAGCAGGCAAUGUUUGUCUGCUCCCCAAGAAUAAUGGGAGAGCGUUUUAAUAAUUUUAAUCCUAUUUUUGCACUCGACCUUAAGUUUUUUAAUGUGUGGGGACCAUGUAAAUUUGCUGUCGAAAACAAUUCCAAGUAUGCGAAUGUUGUCGGUGUAGUUAACUUUAUUACUGUUUAGGUAAACGUGAUGUAAUAUGUCAUUUUUCUUCUUAUUGAAAAUUAUGCAUUGGGUUUUUGUGGGUGAAAAUUCAGAGCCUGAUGUUAAUGACCAGUUAAGCAAGAAGUUUAUUGCUGUUAGUAGAAGUUCUAUGGUGGUUUUGGUGUUGACUCCACUAUAGUAAAUGAUACAGUCGUUGGCAAACAGAGAGUAUUUUAUGGGGUUCUGUAAUUUAUUAAAAAUAUCGUUUAUGGCAAUGAUAAAUAGGAUUACGCUUAUUGAUGAGCCUUGGGAUAGUCCAUUUUCGGUAUCUAGGUGAUUUGAAAAUGUAUUUCCUAGUUUUGCUUGGAUUUGUCGGUUUAUGAGAAAGUUGUGAAUAAAAGUAAGCAUAUUACCGGAUAUUUUCCAUUUAAUAAGCGUGGUUAAGACAUUUUUCCUCCAUACCAUAUCAUAUGCCUUUUUAAGGUCCAGAGCUAUCAAGAUUAAAUGCUGUUUUCUUAUAAUGGCGUCACUUAUGUCUGUGUGUAAAGAGGUGAGGACAUUCUGUGUGGAGUGGUUCUGGCGGAAGCCACAUUGAUAUUUUGUGAUUUUUUUUGUUAUCUCAAGAUGCCAUAUUAGGCGUUUAUUGAUCAUUUUUUCUAAUAGUUUGCUGAAGGUACUAAUGAGGGAUAUAGGUCGAUAGCUUUGGACAUUGAACUUGUCUUUGUCUGGUUUUAGAAUCGGUACAACAAGUGCUUGUCUCCAUUGGUUGGGAAAAAUUCGUUUUUCCAAAUUAAGUUGUAGAUGUUAGUAGUACAUUAAGGGCUUUUUCUGAGAAAUUCUUUAAGAAUAUGUAUGAUAUGUCAUCAGGUCCUGGGCUUUUUCUCUUGCAGUUUUUUAAUGACAUUUUCAGUUCUUUUAUUUUGAAAGGGAGGUUGUAAUCAAGGUCAUCUCUCUGAGUGUUCAUGUUGAUAUUGAAGUUUUUAUCAAUUUGGUUUUUAUAUAGGAGGAAGUCCUUUUCAUAAUUAGAGUUGUUGCAAUUAUCUUGAAAGGUUUUAACAAAGGCUUGAGCAAUGUCUUGGUCUGAUGAUAGAUUAAUGUUAUUGUGUGACAUCAUAUUAGGUAUGGGUUGAUAUUUGGAUCCUUUGAGCGCUCUUAUUUUGUUCCAGAGAGUUGUAGGUUAUAUAUUAUUGUCUAUUGUUGAUGUGUAGUUUUGACAGUAUUCUUUUUUACUUUUUUUUGUGAUAUAUCUGGAUUCUGCACGAUAUUUUUUUAAUAAUAUGUGAUCCGAUUGUAGUUUGGUUUUUUUGAAGUGAUUGAGCGCUUUUUUGUAUUUCCUAAUUGAAGAUUUGCAGUCAUCGUUCCACCAUGGAAUGGUUUUUUUACUUUUGGAACGAUUUGAUUUUCCUAUUGUGAGGUUGGCUGCUUCUAUAAUUCGACUAGCAAAAUUGUUAAUCAUUUCAUCGAUAAUAUCUUGGUUUAGGUUUUGUGGUUCAGCAUUGAGAUUGUCUAGUUGGUUAUCCACUAGGUAUUGGUCUAAGAGAAUGGAGAAUGUAUUCCAGUUUGGGGAAUUUAGUUUCCAUUUGUUUAUCGGUUCUUUGGUAAGUGUUUGAUGAAAAAGUUGAAUCCUUAUGGGCCAGUGGUCGCUGCUGUUGUAUUCAGGGAGAGUGUUCCAUUCGAUGUGAGGGGAAAUGAUUGUGCUUGCUAUUGAUAGGUCGAUGGCAGUGAGGUUUCCAUUUACCAUGUUAUGUCUAGUGGGGCUGCCGUCAUUUAGGAGUAUCAAGUUUGGAUUUUCUAAGAAAUUUUCUACUAUUUUUCCUCUGCUGUCUGUAUAUGAAGAUCCCCAUUGAGGGUUGCGGCUGUUGAAAUCACCAAUUAUAAUGAAGGGUUUGGGGAGUUGAGUUAAAAUAUCAGUAAGAUCUUGUAUGCUGAAGUUGAUACUAUCUGGGAGGUAUAUGUUGCAUACGCAUAUUUGGGUUUGGAAGUUAGCUAACACUGCGACUGCUUCAAGGUGAGUGUGUAGGUUUACUUGAUGGCUUUAAAUGUCGUUUCUUAUAAAUUUUGCUACACCUCCGCUGGCCCUUGUGGCAUUUAUGCAGUUUUUGAAAUGUCCAGAAUAAUUUUUAAGAUGGCUAGUUUAUCCUGGUUUCAAGUUAGUUUCUUGGAAACAUAGCAUUUGUGGAUGGAAAUCGUAGAGGAUGCGUUGUAUGUCAAUGUUUCAUUUGUAGAAACCGUCUAUAUUCCAUUGUAUGAUGUUGUUCAUGAUGAUAAGAUUCCUUAUGGUAAUGGUGAUGGGUUUCUUUGGAGGGUUUAAGUGAGGGAGUUAUUUUUUUUUUUUUUUUAGGACUGGAGUAGGGUGGGGUCUUGGUGUGGUCAUGGUUUAGUUUGUAUUUGUAUGGUUCUGUGGAGGGAGCAUUUGGAAUAGGCGGUUUGCCAUUUUGGUGAGCUUGGAUUUCAUCCAUCGAUCUGUGAUAGUUGGUCGGACUUUCUCGAGUGUAUUUAUUAUACUGGGUAGGUCAGAGUUUAAUUCAUUGCAUAGCGUAUGUAUAUUUAUAGAUUGGUUUCCAAAGUUUUCUAGGAAAUAUUUAAAUUGGUUGAGAUAUAUAGAGGAUGAGUUGCUGUCGGAGAAAAUAUCUUCAGCAGGCCUGAGAGCAGCUUCUGUUUUGCUGUCCACUGUACUGUUAGCUGAGUUGGUCAUGAGUUGAGAUUUGAUUUUUUUUUAUCUGGCUGCGAGACGGGAAAAGUAUCGUUUGGAGAGGUCGGUAACGUGAGAGAUUUUGAAGUCAAUGUGUCAGAUAGAGGUUUUUUAAUUUGUGUAGUAGGGGUGGAUAGUAUCGAUGCUAUUUCUUGCGAUUGCUUAGCUAUAUUUGGAUCAUUGAUUAUAAGAUCAUUCUGAUUUUCUUGUGGGUUGGAGUAUCCGGAGUGUAAAGGUUCGUCAACGAGGGGACAGAAGGGAGAUUGCACGUCAUCUAUCGAUAUAAUAGUGUUUUUCUCAUUGGUAUUAUGUGUGUGGCUCAAUGUUUCAUGUUGGGUGGGUGUUUGAGGAUUAAUUAUAUGCUCAGAAUUUCUGUUAUUGCAUGACAAUGAUGUGGGUCCUAUUGACUUGCAUAUGAAGCACAUGAUUUUUUCAUCGGUGAAGAAUAUUUUAAAAUGGGUUUGGUUAUUUGUGAUAGCUAUUGAUCCAGGGAGUUUUAUUGUAUCAGUAUGGUUAAUGAACAUCUGUCUGCAAAAGCUCAAAAUAUGAUCAUAUCCCUCCAAGUUGAUUCCUGCUUACAGCCAAUAAAAUGCGAAUUCCUCAGAAAAGAAGUUACGUACCUCGGUCACCGAAUCACUGACGCGGGCGUCACACCAGAUCCUCAGAAAGUCGAAUGCGUUCAGAACUUCCCAGUACCGAAGAAUGUCAAGGAAAUCAAAUCUUUCCUGGGACUUUCGGGCUACUACAGACAAUUUAUACCAAACUACGGACAAAUUGCAAAACCAUUAAUAUCGCUACUUAAGAAGGAUGUUCCUUACCGCUGGAACGAUCUAUGCCAAGAAGCAUUUGAAACAUUAAAAAACUGCUUAAUAAAAUCACCGAUCCUCCAGUACCCUGACUUCAGUCAGUCUUUCAAACUUUGCUAUUGGAUUUGUGCUUUCACAAGAAGAAAUUGGCAAGGAUCUUCCGGUAGCUUACGCAUCUAGAACAUUAAACAAAGUAAACCGAAGUAAACCAUAAUACUACCGAAAAGAAGCUGACACGUAUAGUGUGGGGAAUAAAGGUUUUUAGACCAUAUCUAUUCGGUAAAAAAUUUAACAUAAUCACAGACCAUCGUGCCUUGUUAUGGUUGUUCAAUUUAAAAGACCCAGGCAUUAGACUCGCUGGCGUUUAAAGCUUGAAGAGUAUCAAUAUACUAUCCACUUCAAAUCUGGAACUAGUAACACGAACGCGGAUGCUCUAAGUAGAAUCCACCGAGUUGUUACCAGGGCACAACCACAACCUGAGAACAGCAACCAUCCGACAACAAGUCAAUCAGAAAAUACAGAAUAUUCAGACUCUCCAGACAAUUCAGCCUUUCGAACACUCACAGAAAAUGCAGAACAUUCCGAAUUUCCAGACAAUUUAGCCUCUCAAAAGUUCACAGAUAAUGCAAAACACACAGAACUUUCAUUAAAUACUGAAUAUUAUGAAUAUGAACAGUUUCUCUCAGCAGAACCAAGUUCCAAGAAAUCGUAUACAAACUUAAUGGAAGUGCAAGGAGAUCUAUUUGAUAAUGCGUCAACUGCCUCCUUGGUACAUUGUGUCUCAUCUGAUUUCAAAAUGAAUAAGGGUAUAGCGUUAACUAUACGAAGAAAGUUCGGAAACGUAGCACAACUACGCAAGUUGAACAAAAAAGUUACCGAAGUGGCUUCGUUAACAGUAGAAAAUAGAACAAUAUUCUAUUUCCUCACUAAAGAACAUCAUUGGCAAAAGCCCAGCUAUCAGCAUUUAUUUCAGAGCCUCUUGAAUUUGAAAAAAUUAUGUAAGGAACGACAUAUCACACAAUUAGUCUGUCCUCGCUUAGGUUGUGGACUGGACGGACUUAAGUGGGAAACAGUGCGUUCUAUGAUAUGUUACAUUUUUCAAAAUUCAGCUAUCAAAAUCAAGGUCGUAGAUCGUGAACCGUUGACAGAAGACGAACAGCAACGAGUAAUCAGGGAGUUCCAUGAGAAUCCUCUGGGUGGACAUCAAGGUAUUGCCAGAACUUACCAACGGAUAUCACAGCAAUAUCAUUGGAAAGGGAUGAGGCAAAUGAUCAAAAAUUACAUCCUAUCUUGUGCUACUUGUCAACUUAAUAAAACCACAAAUCGAACAAUUAAGGAACCUAUGGUGAUCAUGACCACCGCAUCCAGACCAUUUGAGAAGAUUUUCAUGGACAUAUUGGGUCCACUUCCGAAGUCCUAUAACGGGAAUGUAUUCAUACUUACCUUACAGGACGAUCUUUCCAAAUUCGCGUGGGCAGCGUCAAUGGCUAACCAUGAGGCAAGCACAGUCGCUUUUCACUUCGUAAAUCAAUUUGUAUGCCUACAUGGGCUACCACAGAAUCUUGUUACCGACUGCGGUGCGGAAUUUUUGAGUAAGGUUUUUAAAGAAACAUGUCAACUUCUUAAAAUCAAGCAAACUUCCACAACUCCUUGCCAUUCACAGAGAAAUGGAUCAUUGUAUCAUUGUGAUCAGAUGCAUGUAUCUACGAAAUUAUGUUAAUAAAGACCCUCAAAAUUGGGACACAUAAGUUCCAUACGCAAUAUUUUGCCACAACUCCACGGUACAUACUGCGACAAACUUUCAGCCUUAUGAACUAGUCUAUGGUCAUGAAAUCAAAGUUCCAAAUUCUUUUGUUAGGGACCCAGAACCUCAACACAAUUACAAUGACUAUUAUUCCGAAAUGAAACGUAACAUGCAAGAAGCACAUCAGCUAGCUAAAAGACAAUUACAAGAUAGCAAGAUCAAAGCAAAAGAACGUUACGAUAAAUCAGCAAAUCCUCUGAACAUAAGUAUAGGCGAGAAGGUUAUGAUGCAAGAGAAAACCAGUAAAGGGAAACUCGCACCGAAAUGGUUAGGUCCUUUUACAGUCAUAGGAAUUCAAUCAGACUCUCCGAAUAUAACAAUCCUCAGGAAAAACAAACCCACCACUUUGUAUCGAAAUUUACUCAAACCAUUUGUUGAAAGAAAUUGA